Messenger RNA from Emys orbicularis (European pond turtle), 975 nucleotides. RefSeq names its product potassium channel tetramerization domain containing 12 (gene KCTD12). The transcript has a single exon. The record is from RefSeq and is a predicted model, not a curated record. Gene Ontology annotation, molecular function: protein binding. Gene Ontology annotation, cellular component: presynaptic membrane; signaling receptor complex; postsynaptic membrane. Bases 1 to 975 code for a protein of 324 amino acids. NCBI's taxonomy places the organism in Eukaryota, Metazoa, Chordata, Testudines, Emydidae. Gene Ontology annotation, biological process: regulation of G protein-coupled receptor signaling pathway; protein homooligomerization.
AUGGCCCUGGCGGACAGCGCCCGGGGGUUGCCGAACGGGGGCGGCGUGUCCCCAGCGGCGGGGCCGGGCUCGGGGGCCGCGGGCUCGUCCGCCUUCCCGGAGAUCGUGGAGCUGAACGUGGGCGGGCAGGUGUAUGUGACGCGGCGCGGCACGGUGGUGUCGGUGCGGGACUCGCUGCUCUGGCGCAUGUUCUCGCAGCAGCAGCCCGGCGAGCUGCCCCGGGACAGCAAAGGCCGCUUCUUCCUCGACCGCGACGGCUUCCUCUUCCGCUACAUCCUGGACUACCUGCGGGACCUGCAGCUGGUGCUGCCCGAGCACUUCCCCGAGCGCAGCCGCCUGCAGCGGGAGGCCGAGUACUUCCAGCUGCCCGAGCUGGCGCGCCGCCUGGCGCAGGGCCGGGGGGCGGCCGGCGGGGGGACGCGCCCCGCCGCCCUGAACCGCGACGGCUCCCUCUGCGCCGACGAGCCCCCGUCCCUGCUCGGCUACCUGGAGGCGGAGCCGCCCGAGGCCGCGGGCGCCGCCUCGGCCCCGUCGCCCACCUCCAGCCGCAGCCCCUCCGGCGGCCCGCUGCUCACCCCGUCGCAGUCCCUGGACGGCGGGGCGGGGCGGCGCUCGGGCUACAUCACCAUCGGCUACCGCGGCUCCUACACCAUCGGGCGGGAGGCGCAGGCCGACGCCAAGUUCCGGCGGGUGGCGCGCAUCACCGUGUGCGGCAAGACCGCGCUGGCCAAGGAGGUGUUCGGCGAGACGCUGAACGAGAGCCGCGACCCCGACCGGCCCCCCGAGCGCUACACCGCCCGCUACUACCUCAAGUUCAACUUCCUGGAGCAGGCCUUCGACCGCCUCUCCGAGGCCGGCUUCCGCAUGGCCGCCUGCUCCUCCACCGGCACCUGCGCCUUCGCCCCCGAGCAGGGCGGCCCCGCCGACGACAAGAUCUGGACCAGCUACACCGAGUACGUGUUCUGCAGGGACUGA